Ictalurus punctatus (channel catfish) is the source of this 1334-nucleotide messenger RNA. Its product is annotated as olfactory receptor 52N5-like. Gene Ontology annotation, cellular component: membrane. NCBI's taxonomy places the organism in Eukaryota, Metazoa, Chordata, Actinopteri, Siluriformes, Ictaluridae. The coding region runs from base 86 to 1024 and encodes 312 amino acids. Gene Ontology annotation, molecular function: G protein-coupled receptor activity; olfactory receptor activity. The record is from RefSeq and is a predicted model, not a curated record. Gene Ontology annotation, biological process: G protein-coupled receptor signaling pathway. The transcript has a single exon.
GUUUAAACUUUAUUUCUGAAAGUGGACCUGGGUAAGACUGAACAGGUUGUUAAGCUGUUUGUUUUGUACAGGCUUGUAGGAGGCGAUGGAAAACAGAUCAUACAGAUACGAGAUCCUCAGGAUUGAAGGAUUGCGGAUCACACCUUACUCCGCUUAUCCGGUGUUCGUUCUUCUUUUCCUGAUCUAUCUGUUCAUUAUGGUAUCGAACAUUGGCCUUGUCAUGAUGAUAGCAAUGCAGAAAUCUCUUCACAAACCAAUGUACCUUCUCUUCUGUAACCUCCCUGUGAAUGAUGCACUCAAUGCUACCGUUGUACUUCCUGGUUUACUCAAAUACAUCUUGGUGGAAUCUGACAGGUAUAUCAGCUAUGCCGCUUGUGUAAUUCAAGCCUUUGGGGUUCACACAUUGAGCACAAAUUCACACUAUAUAUUAAUAAUCAUGGCUUACGACAGGUACGUGGCCAUAUGCAAGCCAUUACGAUACCACACCAUAAUGACUAACAAAAUGGUUGUAGGUCUGUCUGAAACAGCAUGGGUGACUUCUGCUGUCCAGGUCUUGAUCGUAUUCUCCCUCUCUAUAAGGCUCUCUCAUUGUACUUCAACGAUAUCAAAUCCCUACUGUGACAAUCCUUCUCUGUUUAAACUUUCUUGUGAGGAUGUGUCUUUAAAUCAGAUCGUUGGUUUAUUUAUCACUGUCGUGUUUUGGAUUAUCUCCGUAUCGUCGAUCAGUCUGACUUAUCUAAAGAUCGCACAGGUUUGUCUAAAAAAUCGAAACAGCACACUGAAGAGCAAGGCUAUAAAAACAUGCAGCACCCAUCUGAUUGUGUAUCUCAUUCUCUUUGGAUGUGGCUGUACUGUGAUCAUUUUGCACCGUUUCUCAGCAUAUGAGGGACUUCGGAAUCUGGCCAGUGUCUUACUUUAUGUUAUUCCUCCAAGCCUCAACCCGGUCAUAUACGGCCUUCAAACCAAAGAAAUAAGACAGGGGAUUGAGCAGAUGUUCCUGAGAAGGAAAGUCCUUCCAGGAUGAUUUCCUUAUUAUUGAGUAAAUAUAGAAAGUAUACAAUAAUAUGUAUUGUUAUGUAUAUGAAUGAAGUGUUACAAAAAAAAAAAAAAAAGUUAAAUGCAAGCAGCUUGUUAAACAAGAAAAAUAAACAGCACGGAUGAAUAUUUAUGUUGUAGCCCGUUGCCACUCACAGAUACACCGCUAUAAGAGGAAGAAAAUCAGAACUAAAUGAUGACAUUUAUUUGUAAGAAUAAUGUCCAGCUAUUUCAUCUUCCUUGAUACGGUGAUAUUAAGUAUUAUUUUUGUUAUUUUUUUUACACUCUCUCUAUUUUAU